GGCUUCAGACAGAGAAGUUGAGGCUGUUUUCUUUUUAAAGAGUUUUGUUUCUUUUCUGAUUUACGUUGACCAAGACCUUUUUCAAACAAACUCUGUUAGUGAACGAAAUCAUUCUUGUCACAAUGUGUAGGGUAUCAAAUAAUAUUGGGUGGCCACUCCCACUACGCCUCACUCACUCUCAGUUGACAGGUGGAAUUUGAUCCCUGGCUGCCAGACAAGUGUUUGUCUGUCUGGGAAACAUGGACCUCUCAGCACUCCCCAGGUUUCUCUUCACAGUGUUUGACAGAUUUGCUGUGCUGGCCACGUUCUUCAUGGUGUUUGCCCUAACCCUUGACUUCAUGAAGAGGCGCAAGUGUCAGAAUUACCCACCUGGGCCCCGGGGCUGGCCUUUCUUCGGGAACGUUUUUCAGGUGGACUGGAACAACCCCCACUUGUCAUUUGCCAAGCUGUGGAAGCAAUAUGGUGAUGUGGUGGGUGUGCAGUUCGGAUGGACCAACACAGUGAUACUGAACGGCUAUGCAACCCUAAAAGAGGCACUUGUGAAGAAAUCGGAGGAUUUUGCUGACCGGCCACAGUUUCCAGUGUAUGAGGAUAUCUUUAAGAUCACAGGAGAAGGUAUUGUCUUUGCAAGAUAUGGUCCUUGGUGGAAAGAACAGAGAAGAUUUUCACUUUCGACACUGAGAAACAUUGGGCUCGGAAAGAGAUCUCUGGAGACAAGAAUCAAUGCGGAGGCUGAAUUUUUAAACAAAGAAUUUGAAAAUGCAAAAGGUCUCCCUUUUGACCCGCACAUCAGUCUAAACCAUGCAACCUCAAACAUUAUCUGCUCAAUUGUCUUUGGAGAACGCUUUGACUAUCAAGAUGAAAAAUUCCACAAAUUCCUUCAUUAUGUUGGAGAAAGUUUUGUCCUGGAAGGUGGAUUUUGGGGUCAGGUGCUAACCUCGUUUCCCUUCAUUCGCAAUUUCCCGGGUCCACACCAGAAAAUAUUCAAAAAUCAACAGCUGAUCAUCCAAUUCAUUCAGAACUUAAUCACGAAGCAUGAAGAGAUAUGGCCCCCUGAUGAGACCAGGGACUUCGUAGAUGCUUUCUUAAAUGAGCAAGAGAAGAUGAAGCAUGAUCCCAAGACAAGUUUUGUGAAAUCCAAUUUGUUAGGGACGGUUGUAGACCUCUUUGCUGCCGGAACUGAGACCACCUCCACCACCCUGCGCUGGGCCCUACUCUUCAUGGUUCUUCAUCCAGAUGUGCAAUCUAAAGUGCAGGAAGAGAUUGAUAGCGUAAUUGGGAAGGACAGAAAGCCAGCAUUGGAAGACCGUGAGGAAAUGCCAUACACUAAUGCCGUUAUCCAUGAAACCCAACGGGCGGGAAAUAUUGUUCCCAUUUCACUUCCUCAUCAAACAUACAGAGAUACAGAGGUCCUGGGCUACACAAUCCCAAAGGGAACAACAAUCAUCCCAAAUCUUUCCUCCUCAUUGUUUGAUGAGAACGUUUGGUCAACUCCACAUCAGUUUAAUCCAGGUCACUUCCUCAACUCAGAAGGGAGGUUUGUGAAACCAGAAUCCUUCAUCCCAUUCUCUGCAGGUCACCGUGUGUGCCUGGGGGAGCAGCUGGCAAAGACUGAACUCUUCCUGUUCUUCACCUCCAUGCUCCAACAGUUCACAUUCCAUCUCCCAGAAAAUGAGCCAAGACCAAGCUACACAGAAUCCAAAUUUGGAAUCACCCUGAGUCCAUGUGCUUAUCGCCUGUGUGUUAAAUUCAGAUAAAAUGUACAGGGGGAGGGUGGGCAAGGUCUUCAGGAGCAGUGAGGAGUCACACACCUUCUUUAAAUUAUAGAACAGAAUAAAAUAUCCUUGAUUGUCACUUGUACUACAAUACUGAGGUAUAGGAGUACAGUGAAUGACUGCUUUUUAAUGGCACCAUCUUAGGUACACACACUGAGGUAGAAAUCUUACAGAGUAAAUAAAAACAUAGCAUUCUUAUACAAAGAGGUUUAAAGGAAAGCAAAAGGAUUACUUACAGAGGUAGAUUCCACAUUGUGAAAAAUUUUUAAAUUACAGUCCGAUAACAGCAGCUCAGCGUGUUGCAGCGGGGCAAGUCCAGCAAUUGUCCUGCAUUGCUCCAGCCUCCAGUUUGUUCCUCACCAACACUCAGCAGCUACAAGGUCAGCCAGGCUGCAACGGGAUUCAUAUCUCAGCUCCUCUGUCGCUCUAGGGACUUGGCCCCUCAUCGCUCCAAGUACUCAGCCUCUCUGUCCGCUCUGGGAAUGCGGUCACUCUGUCCGCUCUGGGAAUGCGGUCACUCUGUCCGCUCUGGGAAUGCGGUCACUCUGUCCGCUCUGGGAAUGCUGUCACUCUGUCCGCCCUGGGAACACAGCCUCUCUGUCGCUCUGGGAACGCAGGUACUCUGUCUGCUCUGGGAACACAGCUUCUCUGUCCACCCAGGGAAAGCAGUCUCUCUGUCCGCCCUGGGAACGCGGUCUCUCUGUCUGCUCUGAGAAUGCAGCUUCUCUGUUGCCCUCGGGCUGCCUUCUCCUGCUCGUUACGGCUGCCUGCUCCCACUCUCGCCGCCAGCUCCUGGGAAUCACUGCCUGCAUGAUACUAUGGGGCUGCUUCCCCAUGUGCUUCUGCGGAGCUCUUCUCUGUGCUGCUCCAGGACUUGCACCCUCACGCUGCCGUAGGCCACACUGCUCUGGAUUUGCUGCUGACUCUGAUGCUGAGGAGAGAGAAGAAGACAACAGGAGAGAAAAAGAAGAGAGGAAAAGGAGAAAGGAGGAGAAAGACGCAGAGGAGCUCCGAAAGGAGCGUACUACUCUGCUGCCACCUUGCACGUCUGAAACUGAUCCCAUCACUAAUUGCUUUUCUGAUCCCCUAGUGUAAGAUGUACGUAAAUUCCUAAUUACUCCUGUCUUCAUGUGUGAAACCAAACUGCCUUGAUUGAUUGGCUGAUCAUUGCUGCCAAUCUCUGCUCUUUCUUUGAUUAAAUUAUUCAUGGAUUCAUAAAUUAUAAUUUAGUUGUGCCUAAUACUGUCAAGCUAGUUUUGUGAGAAACUGUAGAAUUCUUCCUCCUUUCUACCAAACGACUUUGGAGAUCCAUCUUUGGUUGAAUUUGUGCUGCUAUUUCGAAUAAUCCGAUGGCAGUGAUGAAUUUGUGCAGGAGGCCAACUAUCCCAAUACUAGCCUGAGCCACUCUACACAAGCCUAAAUCUAAACUGUGCCACCAGUAUAUAAAAGGGAGCCAAAACAGUGUAUUCUGUGUCAUAGAUGUGCUGCUGAGAUGCUGCUUGGCUUGCUGUGUUCAUCCAGCUUCACACUUAGUUAUUCUGUGUCAUGCUGUCUGAGGACUAUUAGUUCACUGCCUUGUUACAAUGUAAAGAGGAAUCAAGAUGGCACCAAUGGCAGAGGGAGUAGGAAUCCAUGGAUCAAUAUUCUUAUUAAUUCAUGGGUUGUGAGCAUUCCUGGAAAAGCUAACAUUGUUCCCCAGCUGUUAUUACCAUGGAGCAUAGGGUAAGCUGCCUUUUUGAACCACUUCAGUCUACAGUGCUGCUCAGAAAGGAGUUCCAAGUUAUUAAUCUAGCGACGGCAAAGGAAUGGAUGAUAUAGUUUCAGCUCAGGGUGCUGAGUUGCUUUGAGGGGAGCUUGCAAACGGUGGUGUUUCCAUGCAUCUGCUGGCCUGCUCCUCUAGAAAUCAUGGUUUUUGGAAAGUGCUAUUGAAGGCACUUUAGUGAUGAUCCAGCUGGCAGUAAUCUUGGACAAAUCAGGUCUCAUAGUGAAACCUGGCUUGAUAGAUCAUAAGUUUUAUUUUUGAGCUUUGAUUAUCAUGGUGGUCAUCACUGAAUAUAAUCAAAUGAAGCUGCCAAUGUUCUUUUAACAAAAUAACAUAAGUUUAUUACACAAAAACUAUAUAUUUCACAAUUUGGAAAGAUCUUUAGAAAAACAGCUCAAAGAAAGAUGCAAUCCUUUUCCAAGCAAUAUUCUUUACAGCCACUCAAUCCUAGUCAAGUAUCGCAAUGACCUAAACUUCUCAAUUUUGUACACAAAUUAGUCUUUCCAGCCCUUCUCUUUGGAUUGCUGAAGGAGGUUAAGACUUCUUUCCAGCUCUGAUGGCCUGGACGUGUCUGUCCGGUUGUGGCAGCGUGGAGAUCCUAUCAACUGCAAACUUGUCCUUAUGCUCAGACGAUUUUUCUUCUGAACUCAAUCCUUUGUGAACAUUUGUUUCUGUGUCAUCGAAUUCAACUUUGUAAAACUGCAGCAAUCAGCUCCCUAGGCAGCUAUUCAAGUCAUUAAACUUAAAUCGCACUUUGUCCUGGAUGGUGUCGAGCUUUUUAAGUGUUGAUGAGCUGCACUCAUCCAGGCAAGUGGGGAAGAUUCCAUCACACCACUGACUUGUAACUAACAGAUAGUGGACAGGCUUUUGGAUUGGAGAUGACUCAACUCAGAUUUCCUCUGAUCUACUUUUGUCGGCAUAGUAUUUAUAUGACUAGUGCAAAUCAGUUUCUGGUCAUUGGUAACCCACAGGAUGUCGAUAGUAGGAAUCAGUGAUGGUAGUGGCACCUCAUGUUGGAGAUGGUCUUUGCCAGCAAUUGAAAGCAAUUAAGCCAUUCCCAGUUGUUGAAACUACAUAAAUAAAACACUUUAUUGCCACAAAGGACAGGUGAUUACCCUGCAGAGGAAUUUAAGGAGUUAAUCAGAGGAAAGCUGUGUCUUUGAACAGACAGUUAAGGCCAAAUGUAACAAGGAAACUACAUCUGAUAAGAAGGCAAGCUGUAGGUUUGCAAUAAUGUCCCAUGACAAACUUGUGAGAGAGAAAAUCAUGAAAAAAUCCAAUACCAGAACAAAUCAGUGGCAGAACUUCAAAGGAUAAUACGAUACAAGAUUUGAACCUGGACACUUCCAGAUACAUACACUGUUGGUAGAAUUGUGGCCACGUUCCACCAUUAAUUGGCUAACAGACAAUUUGGGUUGUGAGGCUAAACCUAUUCUUUUUGGUUGUUACAUGCAAUAAAGAUUAAAUCAUUGUUUCA
This is a messenger RNA of Stegostoma tigrinum, 5014 nucleotides long. RefSeq names its product cytochrome P450 2D3-like. Gene Ontology annotation, molecular function: heme binding; oxidoreductase activity, acting on paired donors, with incorporation or reduction of molecular oxygen, reduced flavin or flavoprotein as one donor, and incorporation of one atom of oxygen; iron ion binding. Gene Ontology annotation, biological process: xenobiotic metabolic process; arachidonate metabolic process. Gene Ontology annotation, cellular component: cytoplasm; intracellular membrane-bounded organelle. NCBI's taxonomy places the organism in Eukaryota, Metazoa, Chordata, Chondrichthyes, Orectolobiformes, Stegostomatidae. Bases 240 to 1757 code for a protein of 505 amino acids. The transcript has 9 exons. The record is from RefSeq and is a predicted model, not a curated record.